Molecule: messenger RNA, 2040 nt
Organism: Saxophila tyrrhenica
Lineage: Eukaryota; Fungi; Ascomycota; Dothideomycetes; Mycosphaerellales; Extremaceae
Exons: 3
Coding region: 1-2040 (679 amino acids)
Source: RefSeq, a predicted model, not a curated record
AUGGGCACCGCCUUCGACCAAUGGCUGGCGCAACCUUCGACCUUACACUUCUUGCGACAGCUCAUAGCUCCCUACGCUGUGUGUAGACGGCAACAAUCAUGGGUUGCUCAACACGCAGGACGUGCAAGACCUGUGCGAGCGUAUGCAGCGCCUGCGAAAGCUGCAGCCUGGAAAGGGAAAGCAUCAAUCGACCGAUCCAAGAAGAAGAGGUCCAUACCUCCGUUGAGCCUGCAUUCACCCGGAAAGAAGACAGUCAAAUUGUCCCAGAGCCAAACAACGGCGGAAGACAUCAGCUUCCACGUGUCUCUCAAGGCUGGGGUAGCUGUCCUGGACAGGUCCGCGCGAGAGACUACGCCUAUCGCUUUGAUGUACCAGGCUGAUGUCACCAAUACUACAGGCCGAAAUCAAUUAUUAGUGGAUCAGCCGCAACAAAGACACAACCAUGCUUUAUGGGUUGAGAUCCUUCAUUACCGGAAGCGGAUGCAUGGGUCUUCGGGAGUGCGCGACGUCUGGUUGGGGAUGCGCCAACGCGAUGUGGACUUGCCUUUGUCUGGUGCCGAUGCGGAUGCGUUGUGGACUGAGUUCGCCAAUGCUGGAGCGCGACAGAAGGCUUCGGACUCGAGCAGACUUUCGCUCUUGUCUGACUUGUUCCAACAUGCUCAGGACCUCAAGGCACGUACAGGAAGCCACUACGAGGGACUGUACAAACUGUUUAAGCUGAUGGAAGCUGGGCUGUUGGACGAAGGGGCGAUCGCUGAUGUGGCUGUUGACGCAAUCUACUGUCCGGCCAAAACGAUUGCCUUCGAAGAGUUCAGGAAGAUUUACACCUCAUGCCAGGAAAGGGACGUAUACGACUCGUGCAUGAACGAAGUGUUUAAGCUGCGAGAUGAUAGCUACGCCAAGCAGUGGCAUAACCUUUUUUUGGAGCAUGGAGACAAGCCAGGUCCAGUUGUGAGUGAAAGCGAGGAGGUACAGAGGAUGUUUGACUACCAUGAAGAUGGCUCCCUUCCAUCUGCUCCACUCGAAGGCCGAGAGCGAUUGCUGUACGUUCCGGCUACAAAGGCGAAUCAGGACCUAGAAGUGCCUUCAAUGACUCGAGCCAACAUGAACACCAUCAUUGGAGAAGUGCACGGUAUCAAGCCGAAGAACAUCAGCGACUCUUUCGUUGCAAGACUGUUCGCGACCCAUGCUUUCUCCUUGGACCUCAUAACCCAAAGUCUAUUCUUCUUCGGAAUCCAGACUCUAGGCCCGCUGUCCACCAGAGAGAUGGUUGUGCGAUCGGGCUCUGCUGUGGAGUUUUCCAAUCAGCUGGUCCAGUUGAAGAAGCUUGGAAUCACCGUACAAGAUUCGGCCUAUUCAAGGCUUGUCGCGACAUUAGCGAACGAAGGCAAGACCGUGCUGUGGACAGCUCUGGUCGAGAGCGACCAGCACCCCGAUGCGUAUGAAGAUACGAAGCUGCAAGAAACACUUCUGGCAUCGUUUCUUGAAAGCGGACAAUGGGUUCAAGUACACCUUACAUUGACCGUGCUCUCUGCGACGGGUAGCAAUACCCGACACAGAGGCUGGAACCUCGUCCUCCAGCAUUACAUCAAAAUUGGAGAUGCACGCUCCAUGCUCGAUACGAUGCAGAAGAUGCGCGACCAAGGCCUGCCACUUACUCUGCGGACGCUCAACUUCCUCUACACCAUCGUGCUUCCGCCCCGGCGCGCUGGCAAAUCCUACACGAAAGGGAGGGCCCCACCUUUGUACGAUGCUCUGAUCUUCUGCACCAACGCUUUCAUCUAUGCCGCCGAGCAUGGGACGUACGUGCCUCGCAACAUGUGGAUGGAAGUGCUCAAGCGUCACGGGUUAGAGGACAGAUGGGCGGGGCUAAGGCGGCUGAUCUUAUGGCUGGUGAACUGGUACACACAAAGCAAUUCCGACUUUCGCAAAGUCCUGUACGCCCCUGGCUUGCAGAACAAGAGACGACUCUUGCUUGGCGCCAGAGACAUCCGCCGGAUGUUCACUCCAGACCUCGUUACAGCCAUCUUUACGCAUUGA